Castor canadensis (American beaver) is the source of this 2004-nucleotide messenger RNA. It is a transcript of the gene Hars1, whose product is annotated as histidyl-tRNA synthetase 1. Gene Ontology annotation, molecular function: identical protein binding; histidine-tRNA ligase activity; ATP binding. The record is from RefSeq and is a predicted model, not a curated record. Gene Ontology annotation, biological process: histidyl-tRNA aminoacylation; mitochondrial translation. Gene Ontology annotation, cellular component: cytosol; cytoplasm; mitochondrion. NCBI's taxonomy places the organism in Eukaryota, Metazoa, Chordata, Mammalia, Rodentia, Castoridae.
GACCCGGAAGUAGUUUUUGCACUCGGUGGAGACUCUCUAGGCAUGCGGGCGGGGGACUCGAUAGCCGGAAGUCAUCCCGGCUCAGGCUGCGUUCAUCCCUGCGGGUGUAGACAGCAGUCAGCUUAAGGUGGCAAUCGGAAUGGCAGAUCGAGCUGCGCUGGAGGAGCUGGUGCGACUUCAGGGAGAGCACGUACGGGGCCUCAAGCACCAGAAGGCCAGCGCUGAGCAGAUCGAGGAGGAGGUGGCAAAACUCCUGAAACUGAAGGCACAGCUGGGCCCUGAUGAAAGCAGACAGAAGUUUGUGCUCAAAACCCCCAAGGGCACAAGAGACUACAGUCCUCGGCAGAUGGCAGUUCGGGAAAAGGUGUUUGAUGUAAUCAUCCGGUGCUUCAAACGUCAUGGUGCAGAAGUGAUUGAUACACCUGUGUUUGAACUAAAGGAAACACUGACUGGAAAGUAUGGAGAAGACUCAAAGCUUAUUUAUGACCUGAAGGACCAGGGUGGGGAGCUGCUGUCACUUCGUUAUGACCUCACUGUUCCUUUUGCUCGAUAUUUGGCAAUGAAUAAACUGACCAACAUUAAACGCUACCACAUAGCAAAAGUGUAUCGGCGGGAUAACCCAGCCAUGACCCGAGGCAGAUACCGGGAAUUCUACCAAUGUGAUUUUGACAUUGCUGGACAAUUUGACCCCAUGAUCCCUGAUGCAGAGUGCCUGAAGAUCAUGUGUGAGAUCCUGAGUUCACUUCAGAUAGGUGACUUCCUGGUCAAGGUAAAUGAUCGGCGCAUUCUGGAUGGGAUGUUUGCCAUCUGUGGUGUUCCUGAUAGCAAGUUCCGUACCAUCUGCUCCUCAGUGGACAAGCUGGACAAGGUAUCAUGGGAAGAAGUGAAGAAUGAGAUGGUGGGAGAGAAGGGCCUUGCGCCAGAGGUGGCUGACCAUAUUGGGGACUACGUCCAACAGCAUGGCGGAGUGUCCCUGGUGGAGCAGCUGCUACAGGAUCCUAAACUAUCUCAAAACAAGCAGGCCUUAGAGGGCCUGGGAGACCUGAAACUGCUAUUUGAAUACCUGACCCUGUUUGGCAUUGAUAACAAGAUCUCCUUUGACCUGAGCCUUGCUCGAGGGCUGGACUAUUAUACAGGGGUGAUCUAUGAGGCAGUGCUGCUACAGACCCCAACUCAGGCAGGGGAAGAACCCCUGGGUGUAGGCAGCGUGGCUGCUGGAGGGCGCUAUGAUGGGCUGGUGGGCAUGUUUGACCCCAAAGGGCGCAAGGUACCAUGUGUAGGACUCAGCAUUGGGGUGGAGCGGAUCUUCUCCAUUGUAGAGCAGAGACUGGAGGCUUUGGAAGAGAAAGUACGGACCACAGAGACACAGGUGCUUGUGGCAUCUGCACAGAAGAAGCUGCUGAAAGAGAGACUGAAGCUUGUAUCAGAGCUAUGGGAUGCUGGGAUCAAGGCCGAGCUGCUCUACAAGAAGAACCCAAAGUUACUGAACCAGUUGCAAUACUGCGAGGAAUCAGGCAUACCACUGGUGGCCAUCAUCGGCGAGCAGGAGCUCAAGGACGGGGUCAUUAAACUACGUUCAGUUGCUAGCAGAGAAGAGGUGGAUGUCCGAAGAGAAGACCUUGUGGAGGAGAUCAGAAGGAGAACAAGCCAGCCCCUCUGCAUCUGCUGAACUGAGCAAACUACUGGAGGAAGCGGGCCUGGCACUAUAUGAGGCUAAACCAAAACUGCAUAUGUACUUCAACAGCUUUGCAUACUUCAUGUUCCAGCAGAACACCUGAAGAGUGGUCAGAACAGAGACUUUUGUUUUUAUUAUGAUUAUCUUAUUUAUAAUCACUGGCAAAAAAAAAAAAAAAUGGCCAGUUACUGUCCCUUGGGGAUUAGUCCAGUUUCUGCCUCCUAAGCUCCUGGGAUGGACCUGAGAUGACCUCAUCUGCAGGGCCCCACAUCAGAUGGAGCAGCCUCCCCACAACCUGUGGCCAAAGGUCUAAUAAAAUGCCUCAACCA